Molecule: messenger RNA, 625 nt
Organism: Symbiodinium necroappetens
Lineage: Eukaryota; Dinophyceae; Suessiales; Symbiodiniaceae
Source: the annotation of a GenBank genome assembly
AUGCCGACGCCUUCCAACUCGUUCCUGGUCCUGGAGAACUCCAACCAAGAGCUCCCCCCUAACUUGUUGAAGAGUGUGUCCAUCGAGGUCCCGACAGGGAACAACAACCUCCAGGAGGUGGAUCCCCGAGAACUCCUCGCGGAAAUCCGACGCCUCAGCCAGCGCGUGGAAGCCCUCGAAGAGAUGCUAUCCAGCGAGCCUCCAGAUGAGGAAGAUGUCCUUGAGUUACCGGACAGUGCUCAUGAGUCUCAUGUGACAAAGCCGGACUGUUCCCAAGCAGCGGUUUCGCAGACGGAGCAGGCGUUUCAAUCCAAGGAGAUGCUUGCGGGCCUUGACCCGCAGGUGAAGAAGCCUAGUAACCAAAAGAAGAAGAAGAAAACUACUCCUGUGCACUUCGAGGCAAGUGCAUGGAACAUUCCACUCGUGAUUGGAUUGGCCGAUGUGGGUUGGGUGGAUGCCUUGGCAGCCUCGCUCCUCAUCGCAGUGAAUCUUGGCAUGCAAAUUGCAUUUUCAGCCAUUCUUCUGUCCGAGCCUUUCAUGGGAGAGACCUUUGACGAGAAUGUGGACAGCGCCAGAAUCUGGCGAAGGAGCAUGGCCCACGACGAUGCCUACGUCGACUUGUCAG